Messenger RNA from Enhydra lutris kenyoni (northern sea otter), 543 nucleotides. RefSeq names its product 40S ribosomal protein S24-like. The transcript has 3 exons. Gene Ontology annotation, cellular component: ribosome. The record is from RefSeq and is a predicted model, not a curated record. NCBI's taxonomy places the organism in Eukaryota, Metazoa, Chordata, Mammalia, Carnivora, Mustelidae. Gene Ontology annotation, biological process: translation. Gene Ontology annotation, molecular function: structural constituent of ribosome. The coding region runs from base 1 to 543 and encodes 180 amino acids.
AUGAGUCUGCAGACUCUCAAACUCUUAAAGGACCCCACCUGGACAGACGAAGGUGGCAAAGGCUUGGUCUGGAUGCAGGAUCCCCAGCUGCAGGGUGUUGAAGCUGAUGUUCCUCAGCUGCUAGGCCACUUGAAGCUUGAAGCCGUCAUCACGAACGACACCGUAACUAUCCGGACCAGGAAGUUCAUGACCAACCGACUACUUCUGCGGAAACAAACGCUCAUUGCGGUUCUUCACCCUGGAAAGGGAGCAGUACCUAAGACAGGAAUUUGGGAAAAACCAGCCAAAAUAUGCAAGACCAUACCAGAUGUCAUUUUAGUGUCUGGAUUCAGAACCCAUUUUGGUGGUGGCAAGACAACUGGCUUUGGCACGAUUUAUGAUUCCUCGGAUUAUGCAUACAAAAAUGAGCCCAAACAUAGACUUGCAAGACACGGCCUGCAUGUGAAGAAAAACACCUCAGGGAAACAGCAAAAGGAACGCAAGGACAGGGUGAUGGCAGUCAGGGGGACGGCAAAAGCUCCUGCUGGCGCUGGCGACAAGUGA